UGCUGACCCACCUCUUCAUAGGUGUUACCCAGGAGGGCUCCGCCCAGCCCUCUCUUGGAGCCGACCAGGAAGUCCCAUCUGUGCUGCAGAGACUGCUGGGCCCUGAGGCUCCAGGCCCUUCUGCAGGGGACUUUGCCAGCCCCACCCCUGGCCCCAGGGAACCACUGGCAUUUCAGGAGGCUGGCCCCCAGGCCCCAGAAGCUUCGGGCACACCUGCAGCUGAGACCCCAGAGGUGCCACAACCUCUCAUCCGGGAAGUCCUGGAGCAGGAGACGGUGACUGGUUCUGGGGCCCAGGGACGGACCAUCCCCAUCCGGGUGGAGGGUGCUGCCUGGCCAGGGGCAGGUGCCGGGCACAUGCUCUGGGAUGUCCACAGCCAUGUAGUCACAGAGACCACACAAAGGACCUAUGUGUACCAGCCCGUCGACACCAGUGCUACAAGUUCAAGGCCCCCAACCAUGCAGGUGACCAUUGAAGAUGUGCAGGUCCAGGCGGGUGGUACGGCACAGUUUGAGGCUGUCAUUGAGGGGCACCCACAGCCCACUGUGACAUGGUACAAGGACGGUGUCCAACUGGAGGACAGUGCCCGACUGAGCCAGCAGAAGGAUGGCACCACUCACUGCCUGCUACUGAAGGAUGUGGUCCAGCAAGAUGCAGGUGUCUACACCUGUCUCGCACACAAUGCUGCUGGCCAGGUGCUCUGCAAGGCGGAGCUGCUGGUCCAUGGGGGAGACAGUGAGCCAGAUUCAGAAGAGCAGAGCCGUCGGAGGAAGCUGCACUCCUUCUACGAGGUCAAGGAGGAGAUUGGCAGAGGCGUGUUUGGCUUUGUGAAAAGGGUACAGCACAAAGGAAAUAAGGUAUUCUGUGCUGCCAAGUUCAUCCCCCUGCGGAGCAGAACUCGGGCCCAGGCGUACCAGGAGCGAGAUAUCCUGGCCACGCUCAGCCACCCGCUGGUCACUGGGCUGCUGGACCAGUUUGAGACCCGGAAGACCCUCAUCCUCAUUUUGGAACUGUGCUCAUCGGAGGAGCUGCUGGAUCGCCUCUUCAAGAAGAGCGUGGUGACAGAAGCCGAGGUCAAGGUCUACCUCCAGCAGUUGGUGGAGGGACUGCACUAUCUGCACAGCCACGGGGUCCUCCACCUGGACAUAAAGCCCCCCAAUAUCCUGAUGGUGCAUCCUGCUCGGGAAGACAUUAAAAUCUGCGACUUUGGCUUUGCCCAAAAAAUCACCCCUUCAGAGCCACAGUACAGCAAGUACGGCUCUCCAGAGUUCGUGUCCCCCGAGAUCAUUGAGCAGACCCCUGUAAGCGAGGCUUCUGACAUCUGGGCCAUGGGGGUCAUCUCUUACCUCAGCCUGACCUGCUCCUCCCCGUUUGCGGGAGAGAGUGACCGUGCCACCCUGCUGAACGUGCUGGAGGGGCGGGUGUCCUGGAGCAGCCCCAUGGCUGCCCACCUCAGUGAGGACGCCAAGGACUUCCUCAAGGCCACGCUGCAGAGGGCCCCAGGGGCCCGGCCCAGUGCCUCCCAGUGCCUCACCCACCCCUGGUUCCUGAAAUCCAUGCCUGCGGAGGAGGCCCACUUCAUAAACACCAAGCAGCUCAAGUUCCUCCUGGCCAGGAGCCGCUGGCAGCGCUCCCUGAUGAGCUACAAGUCCAUCCUGGUGAUGCGCUCCAUCCCAGAGCUGCUGCGGGGCCCACCCGACAGCCCCUCCCUGGGAGUGGCCCGGCACCUGCGGGCAGAAGCCAGCGGCUCCUCCAGCUCCUCCUCCUCGGACAAUGAGCUCGCUCCGUUUGCCAGGGCCAAGUCACUGCCAUCCUCGCCCGUGACCCAUUCCCCGCUGCUGCACCCACGGGGCUUCCUGCGGCCCUCUGCCAGCCUGCCGGAGGAGGCAGAGGCCCCACCAGCCUCACAGCAAAGCACAGGGCCCCUGGCAGCCCCCGGCUGCGUCCCCCGGCACAGCGUCAUCAGCAGCCUGUUCUACCAGCAGGCAGGCGAGGGCCCUGAGCAAGGCGCCCUGGCCCCUGGAGGCCGCCGACACGCGGCCCGGAGGCGGCACCUGCUCAAGGGUGGGUACUUCGCCAGGGCCCUGCCUGGUCUGCGUGAGCCGCUGAUGGAGCACCGCGUGCUGGAGGAGGAGGCUGCCAGGGAGGAGCAGGCCGCGCUGAUAACCAAGACACCCUCCUUUGAGACGGCCCUGCGCCUGCCCAGCGCCAGUGCCCCUGAGACCCCCGGCCGUAGCCACUCGCUGGACCAAGACCCUCCAAGUGCCAUCAGCCCCUUGAGUGAGGCCUGCAGUGAAGGACAGUGUCCUCCCACAGCCUCUACAGGGGAGGCUGGUGGAGAGAGAGACCAGAAGCCCCUGAAAGGGCCCAGUCUGUCUCCAUCACCUGCUAGAGACUCAGGGCCUGCUCAGCAAGCGGGGUCGUCCAGGCUGGGGCAGGAGGCUCCUUAUUGUCACCCUGAGCAGGGUUCUGCCCCCCAAAAGGGCUGUGGCCCAGUGUCACCACAAACUCAUGGCUCUUUGCCUCCAGGGUCUGUCAAGGAGAUACUUCUGGAGCCCCCCUGCCCCGCCCAAACAAGCUCCCUGCCAGGCUCUAAGAAGGAGCCUGGCAGCAUCUCUCGACCUGGGGGGCCUUGGACCAGCUCCUCCAGCUCCCUGGAACCAACCUGCCCCACAGGCAUGGAGUCCAGCCCUUCCCUGGACACUGGCAGCCUGUCCCAGGAGGCUGAGCAUUCCCCUGACCCAACACCCCCCUUACCAAGGCCUCAGGAGCAGGCCACCACCCGGAAGUUCUCCCUGGGGUACCGUGGGGGCUAUGCGGGGGUGGCGGGCUAUGGUACCUUUGCCUUUGGUGGGGAUGCAGGGGGCAUGCUAGGACAGGGUCCCUUGUGGGCCAGGAUGGCCUGGGCCGUAUCCCAGUCCUCCGAGGAGCAGGACGAAGCUGGAGUGGGAAGCCCUCAACCCCAGGCCGACUUGGGGCCAGUGCCUGAGACCAGAGGGGCUACCCUGAGGGCUUCCCCAGAGCUGACCUCGUGGGAGCAAGAUGGGCAGGUGUCCCUGGUGCAGAUCCGGGACCUGUCAGGGGAUACAGAGGCUGCCGACACUGUGUCCUUAGACAUUUCAGAGGUGGAUCCCGCCUACCUCAACCUCUCUGACCUGUAUGACAUCAAGUAUCUCCCAUUCGAGUUCAUGAUCUUCAGGAGGGUCCCCAAGCCCUGGGAGCAGCCAGAGCCGCCCUCUCCUGAGGCUGAGGCUGGGGAGGAGCUGGCAGAGUUCCCUGAAGCUGCGUGGCCCUGGCCGGGGCAGCUGGGCCUUCGAGCUGGCCUGGAGAUCACAGAGGAGCCGGAGGACCUGGAGGCACUGCUGGGGGAGGCUGCGGCCAGCAGAAAGCGCAAGUGGUCCCCCUCCCGUGGCCUAUUCCAGUUCCCCGGGAAGUGUCUGCCGCUGGAGGAACCCCUGGAACUUGGGCUGCGCCAGAGGGUGAAGGCUUCCAUGGCUCACAUCUCCCGGAUCCUGAAGGGCAGGCCGGAAGGCCUGGAGGAGCCCCCCAGAAAGAAGGCAGGCCUGGCUUCCUUACGGCUGUCAGGUCUGAAGGGCAGGGACCAAGCACCAACCUUCCUGAGGGAGCUCUCAGAUGAGACCGUGGUCCUGGGUCAGUCGGUGACACUGGCUUGCCAGGUGUUAGCCCAGCCAGCUGCCCAGGCCACCUGGAGUAAAGAUGGGGCCCUCUUGGAGAGCAGCGGCCACCUCCUCAUCUCCUCCACCCUGAAGAACUUCCAGCUGCUGACCAUCUUGGUGGUGACUGCUGAGGACCUGGGCAUGUAUACCUGCAGUGUGAGCAACCCUCUGGGCACAGCAACCACCACGGGCGUACUCCGGAAGGCAGAGCGCCCCUCGUCUUCCCCACGCCCGGACAUUGGGGAGGUUUACACAGACAGGGUGCUGCUGGUCUGGAAGCCCGUGGAGUCCUAUGGCCCUGUGACAUACAUCGUACAGUGCUGCAUAGAAGGUGGUGCCUGGACCACCCUGGCCUCUGACAUCUUCGACUGCUGCUACCUCACCAACAAGCUGUCCAGGGGCGGCUUGUAUACCUUCCGGACAGCAUGCAUCAGCAAGGCAGGAAUGGGCCCCUGCAGCAGCCCCUCAGAGCAGGUCCUCCUGGGAGGACCCCGCCACCUGGCCUCAGAGGAGGAGAGUGGCCAGGGGCGGCCAGCCCCGCCCCUCCCCAGCACCAGGAACUUCGCCUUCCAGAUGCAGAUCCGGAGGGGCCGCUUCAGCGUGGUCCGACAGUGCAGGGAGAAGGCCAGCGGGCGGGCCCUGGCCGCCAAGAUCGUUCCCUACAGGCCUGAGGACAGGGCAGCGGUGCUUCGGGAAUACGAGGCGCUCAAGAGGCUGCGCCACCCGCACCUGGCCCAGCUGCAUGCUGCCUACCUCAGCCCUCGGCACCUGGUGCUCAUCCUGGAGCUGUGCUCUGGGCCCGAGCUGCUCCCAUGCCUGGCUGAGAGGACCUCCUACUCAGAAUCCGAGGUGAAGGACUACCUCUGGCAGAUGCUGAGUGCCACCCGGUACCUGCAUGCCCAGCAUAUCCUGCACCUGGACCUAAGGUCUGAAAACUUGAUGGUCACCGAGUACAACCUGCUCAAGGUUGUGGACCUGGGCAAUGCCCAGAGCCUCACGCAGGAGAAGGUGCUGCCCUCUGACAACUUUAAGGACUACCUGGAGACCAUGGCUCCGGAGCUCCUGGAAGGCCACGGGGCUGUUCCUCAGACAGACAUCUGGGCCAUUGGUGUGACAGCCUUCAUCAUGCUGAGCGCUGAGUACCCCGUGAGCAGCGAGGGGACACGCGACCUGCAGAAGGGCCUGCGCAAGGGACUCAUCCGGCUGAGCCGCUGCUACGCAGGGCUGUCAGGUGGCGCUGUGGCCUUCCUGCGCAGUGCACUGUGCGCCCAACCCUGGGGCCGGCCAUGCGCCUCCAGCUGCCUGCAGUGUCCCUGGUUGACCGAGGAGGGACCCGCCGCCUCCCGGCCAGCGCCAGUGACCUUCCCCACUGCGCGGCUGCGCGCCUUCGUGCGCGAGCGCGAGAGGCGGCGUGCGCUGCUGUACAAGAGGCACAACCUGGCCCAGGUGCGCUGAGUGCCAGCCCUGCAGAAGCGCGUGUGUGGGGUCGCUCCGCUGGGCCACGCAACGCACAGACGUACCAAUAAAAGUGCGAAUCCGA
Molecule: messenger RNA, 5217 nt
Organism: Marmota monax (woodchuck)
Lineage: Eukaryota; Metazoa; Chordata; Mammalia; Rodentia; Sciuridae
Product: obscurin-like
Exons: 26
Coding region: 357-5132 (1591 amino acids)
Biological process (GO): protein phosphorylation
Molecular function (GO): protein kinase activity; ATP binding; protein binding
Source: RefSeq, a predicted model, not a curated record